AUGGCUAUCUUCAAGAAUUUUCUCGCGGCCACCGCGCUCUUCAACGUCGCUCUCUCGAGCACCGACUUCUCUUCGAAUGUCGGCUCUGUCGUCACGUCCGUCCAGCUCGUGACUUCAGUCACCUUCGUCGACCCGGUCCCGACUUCGUCUAGCACUCACUGCAACACCUUGACUGUCACCGCGUCUGGUCCUCCUAGCACUGUCACGGUCACUGCGCCUCCUGUUGUUAGCGGUACCGGAGUUAAGACGCUGACCGAGUCUUCUUCUACCAAGGAUAUGACUAUCCAGACGUCUAUCCCUUCGUCAUUGUCCUCAAUGACUGAGAAGCCUCUCCCGUCUGAGUCCUGCAUCAGCGACGUUCACACUGUCACCCAUGGCGGCACUCACACUACUACCAUCACUGGCUGCAAGACGCCCCCGAGCUUUGCCACUCCUCCUCCCACUCUGACCAAGAGCCUCACGUCAACCAAGGAGGUGACCGAGACCGUCGUCUCGCCUUCAUCCAGCGCUGCUACCCCCGACUUCAGUGUGUCCAUCAUCACUGGAACGCCGGUCAAGCCCUCUGAGCACUCCCGCCACGUGCCCUCUGGCUUCUCCACGCCCUCGCACUCAUUCCCCACUUUCAACACCACCAUGACUGCGACCGCGACUGGAACUGGUCGUCCUAGUGCUUCCAUGUCGAAGCCCGUCCUUCCUCCCUUCACUGACGCCGCUGAUGCCAGCAAUGUGGGCGCUGCCCUUCUGGCUGGUGGUGUCUUGAUGGCUCUCUUUGGCGCCUAA
Molecule: messenger RNA, 780 nt
Organism: Alternaria ethzedia
Lineage: Eukaryota; Fungi; Ascomycota; Dothideomycetes; Pleosporales; Pleosporaceae
Exons: 2
Coding region: 1-780 (259 amino acids)
Source: RefSeq, a predicted model, not a curated record